Molecule: messenger RNA, 507 nt
Organism: Aspergillus saccharolyticus JOP 1030-1
Lineage: Eukaryota; Fungi; Ascomycota; Eurotiomycetes; Eurotiales; Aspergillaceae
Exons: 1
Coding region: 1-507 (168 amino acids)
Source: RefSeq, a predicted model, not a curated record
AUGUCUACACAUCGUACCACCACUCCGAUCCCACAAGCCUACUACGCACCCUCCAUCGACGAUCUCCUGAAACAAGUCCGCGCCGCCCUCGCAACCGAACACAUCACUACCCUAGCCACCAUCGCCCGCAUCGAGGCAGUCAUCCAGACCCUCGACGACGACGACGAUAACCAACUCCCCAAGGGCUCAGCACCGCCCCAACCCGAGGCCGUGGUCAUCAUGACCCAGGAGGCGGAAAAGAUCCUGAAGGCCACCCACGACCAACUCCGCAUGGUGAUCGUCGCCUGUAAGUACCAGAACGCCCUCGUCGAGGCCAUCUUGGCCGUCGGGUCGCAGUGCCACCGGACCCACAAGAUCGAGGAUCUCGUGGCUCUGGACGGUCUCCGGGCCAGAAUGGAGAAGAAUAGGGCGACUCUUACUGCGUUGACCGGUCAGCUGCUGUCGAUGUAUGAUCUUAGUCUUUGCGAGUGGAUUUGGGGUGAAGAAGGAGGGGGAGGUGGUGGGUAG